Spathaspora passalidarum NRRL Y-27907 is the source of this 840-nucleotide messenger RNA. RefSeq names its product protein kinase (gene RIO2). Gene Ontology annotation, molecular function: protein serine/threonine kinase activity; ATP binding. The record is from RefSeq and is a predicted model, not a curated record. NCBI's taxonomy places the organism in Eukaryota, Fungi, Ascomycota, Pichiomycetes, Serinales, Debaryomycetaceae. Gene Ontology annotation, biological process: maturation of SSU-rRNA. The annotation marks the transcript as partial. Gene Ontology annotation, cellular component: nucleus; preribosome, small subunit precursor; cytosol. The transcript has 2 exons.
GUGCAAAAAGUUGUCAAGAUUGCCAGAUUGGGUCGUACUUCGUUCAGAACAGUCAAGAACAAUCGAGAUUACUUAAAGAACAAACAAACCUCAAACUGGAUGUACUUGUCUAGAUUAGCAGCUGAAAAAGAAUACCAAUUCAUGACAGUUUUGCAUAACAAUGGGUUCUCGGUACCUACACCAUACGACCACCUGCGUCAUUGUAUAUUAAUGGAAUGGAUCGACGGAACUUUAAUGAAGCAUUAUCGUGACACUUCCACAUACAAGAAGUUAUAUUCCGAUUUGAUGAGUUUUAUCGUCAAAUUAGCCAAUCAUGGACUUAUACAUUGUGAUUUUAAUGAAUUCAACAUUAUCAUAAAGAAUGAAGGAAGUCCAAACUUUAUCGUCAUUGAUUUCCCGCAAUGUGUUUCGAUUGAACAUCCAGACGCUAAAGCUUAUUUUGAUAGAGAUGUACAAGGUAUUCGCGAUUUCUUUGAAAAGAAAUUCAAGUAUACUCCACAACAUGACCCAACUAUGUUUGAUACUGAAGGGUAUGGGGAAGGUUAUAAAUACGCCUAUCCUAACUUCAAACGUGAUGUUGUAAGAUGUGCUAGCUUGGAUGUGGAAGUUAUGGCUUCAGGGUAUGCGAAGAAAAAGACUGGUUCAAAAGAAGAUAAGGAUUUGGAAAAGGCAGAUGAUGACGAAGAAGAAGAAGAAGAAGAAGAAGAAGAGUAUGACGAUGAAGACGCUUUUGAAGAGGAAGAAUCAGACCUGGAAAACGAAAAGAUCAUAGCCGCCCUUUCUCUUGGUGAUAAACCAUUGAAGAUGGACAAAUUAGGUAAUUAUAUCCUUGAUGAAUAG